Sciurus carolinensis (gray squirrel) is the source of this 7010-nucleotide messenger RNA. It is a transcript of the gene Rapgef6, whose product is annotated as Rap guanine nucleotide exchange factor 6. The transcript has 31 exons. Lineage: Eukaryota; Metazoa; Chordata; Mammalia; Rodentia; Sciuridae. The coding region runs from base 175 to 5106 and encodes 1643 amino acids. Gene Ontology annotation, molecular function: guanyl-nucleotide exchange factor activity; protein binding. The record is from RefSeq and is a predicted model, not a curated record. Gene Ontology annotation, biological process: small GTPase-mediated signal transduction; positive regulation of ERK1 and ERK2 cascade.
GUCGCGCGUGGGCUGAGGCCCUGGGCGGGCACUGCGAAGGUUUGUUUGCUUGAGCUCGGUCCCCACGACGGUGCGGAGUUCCCUCCCUUUAGGGAGGGCGCACCCCCUGCGUGCGGUGAAUGGGACGUCUCGUGGGCUGCUAGGGGUGGGGUGGGGAGCCCCGGGGCUACUGCCAUGAACUCACCCGUGGACCCCGGCGCUAGGCAAGCGCUGAAGAAGAAGCCGCCUGAGCGGACCCCCGAGGACUUAAAUACUAUCUAUUCUUAUCUUCAUGGAAUGGAAAUAUUAUCAAAUCUCAGGGAACAUCAGCUUAGAUUAAUGUCUGCAAGAGCACGCUAUGAGAGAUACAGUGGCAACCAGAUUCUUUUUUGCUCAGAAACUAUUGCCAGAUGUUGGUAUAUCCUGCUUUCUGGAUCUGUACUUGUCAAAGACUCCAUGGUUUUGCCUCCUUGCAGUUUUGGUAAGCAGUUUGGAGGAAAAAGAGGAUGUGAUUGUCUUGUAUUAGAGCCUUCAGAAAUGAUUGUGGUAGAGAAUUCCAAAGAUAACGAAGAUAGUUUUCUACAAAGAGAAAUUCCUGCCAGACAGUCUCGACGAAGGUUUCGGAAAAUAAACUACAGAGGAGAACGCCAAACCAUAACUGAUGAUGUGGAUGUUAACAGCUAUCUUGCUAAACUACCCUUUCCAGCCUGGGAAAUGGCUUUUCUUGUUCGCUGUUAUGCCAAUUGUCUUCAGCCAUGGGCCUCCAAACUUCCAGCUGAUCUUACCAAGAUGCACCUCACAGACAACCCUCAUCCACAGGUGACUCAUGUGUCUUCUAGUCAAUCUGGUUGUAGCAUUGCCAGUGAUUCUGGGAGCAGCAGUUUAUCUGAUAUCUAUCAGGCUACAGAGAGUGAAGUAGGAGAUGUAGAUUUAACACGCCUUCCAGAAGGACCUGUGGAUUCUGAGGAUGAAGAAGAAGAAGAGGAGGAGAUUGAUCGAACAGAUCCGUUGCAGGGGCGAGAUCUUGUUCGAGAAUGUCUUGAAAAAGAACCUGCAGACAAAACAGAUGAUGACAUUGAACAGUUACUUGAAUUUAUGCAUCAGCUUCCUGCUUUUGCAAACAUGACCAUGUCUGUAAGGAGGGAGCUCUGCUCAGUGAUGAUUUUCGAAGUGGUGGAUCAGGCUGGAGCUAUUAUUCUUGAAGAUGGACAAGAGCUUGACUCAUGGUAUGUUAUUUUAAAUGGCACUGUAGAAAUUAAUCAUCCAGAUGGAAAAGUUGAAAAUCUCUUUAUGGGAAAUAGUUUUGGAAUUACUCCCACUCUGGAUAAGCAGUACAUGCGUGGUAUUGUCAGGACUAAAGUAGAUGAUUGUCAGUUUGUCUGCAUAGCCCAGCAGGAUUAUUGGAGAAUUUUAAAUCAUGUGGAAAAAAAUACCCAUAAAGUUGAAGAAGAGGGAGAAAUUGUUAUGGUGCAUGAACAUCGCGAAUUAGACCGGAGUGGAACCAGGAAAGGACACAUAGUAAUCAAGGCAACACCUGAGCGUCUCAUCAUGCAUUUAAUAGAAGAACAUUCCAUUGUGGACCCAACUUAUAUAGAAGAUUUUCUGUUAACUUAUAGGACAUUUCUUGAAAGUCCUUUGGAUGUUGGAAUCAAGCUUUUAGAAUGGUUUAAGAUUGACAGCUUAAGGGAUAAGGUGACACGGAUUGUAUUAUUAUGGGUAAAUAAUCAUUUUAAUGAUUUUGAAGGUGAUCCUGCUAUGACUCAGUUUCUGGAGGAAUUCGAAAAAAACCUGGAAGAUACAAAAAUGAAUGGUCAUCUCAGGUUAUUGAAUAUAGCCUGUGCUGCAAAGGCUAAGUGGAGACAGGUUGUACUACAAAAGGCUUCCCGCGAGUCCCCUUUGAAUUUCAGCCUUAAUGGAGGAAGUGAGAAGGGAUUUGGUAUUUUUGUUGAAGGAGUAGAACCUGGGAGCAAAGCUGCUGAUGCAGGACUGAAACGUGGUGAUCAGAUAAUGGAAGUAAAUGGACAAAAUUUUGAGAAUAUUACAUUUGCAAAGGCCAUUGAAAUUUUGAGGAAUAAUACUCACCUUGCACUAACUGUGAAGACCAACAUUUUUGUGUUCAAGGAGUUGCUUAGUAGGAUUGAACAAGAGAAAUAUGGGGUUCCUCACAUUCCCAAAAUUGCUGAAAAAAAAAGUAAUCGGCAUUCAAUCCAAGAUGUCCCCGGAGAUAUUGAACAGACAUCACAGGAAAAAGGAAAUAAGAAAGUUAAAGCAAAUACCGUUUCAGGUGGAAGAAACAAAAUCAGGAAAAUUUUGGAUAAAACACGAUUUAGUAUCUUGCCUCCAAAACUAUUCAGUGAUGGAGGCCUGAGCCAAUCACAAGAUGACAGCAUUGUGGGAACAAGGCAUUGUAGACACAGCCUGGCUAUAAUGCCUAUUCCUGGAACACUCUCAUCCAGCAGCCCUGAUCUCUUGCAACCUACUACCAGCAUGUUGGACUUUUCCAAUCCUUCAGCUGUUGGUUUUUACUAUAUUCCUGAUCAAGUUAUAAGAGUUUUCAAAGCAGAUCAACAAAGUUGCUACAUUAUCAUCAGUAAAGACACUACAGCUAAAGAAGUAGUUUGUCAUGCUGUUCAUGAAUUUGGUUUGACUGGUGCAUCCGACACAUAUUCUCUUUGUGAAGUUUCUGUUACUCCAGAGGGCGUCAUAAAGCAGAGAAGACUUCCUGACCAGUUCUCCAAAUUAGCUGAUAGAAUUCAACUGAAUGGAAGGUAUUAUUUAAAAAAUAAUAUGGAAACAGAAACAUUAUGUUCAGAUGAAGAUGCUCAAGAACUAGUUAAAGAAAGCCAACUGUCCAUGCUGCAGCUCAGUACCAUUGAGAUGGCCACCCAGUUAUCAAUGAGGGACUUUGAUUUAUUUCGUAAUAUCGAACCUACUGAAUACAUUGAUGACCUUUUUAAGUUGGAUUCCAAAACAGCAAAUACUCACUUGAAAGAGUUUGAGGACAUUGUAAACCAAGAGACAUUCUGGGUUGCCUCAGAGAUUUUAACUGAAUCAAAUCAACUCAAACGAAUGAAAAUUAUUAAGCAUUUUAUUAAAAUUGCACUCCAUUGUCGAGAAUGUAAGAACUUCAAUUCCAUGUUUGCAAUAAUAAGUGGCUUGAACCUGGCACCUGUAGCACGACUCAGAGGUACUUGGGAAAAGUUACCAAGCAAAUAUGAGAAACAUCUCCAAGAUCUACAAGACCUUUUUGAUCCAUCUAGAAACAUGGCAAAAUAUAGAAAUAUUCUUAGUAGUCAAAGUAUGCAGCCUCCAAUUAUUCCACUGUUCCCUGUUGUCAAGAAAGACAUGACAUUUCUACAUGAAGGAAAUGAUUCCAAAGUAGAUGGUUUAGUAAACUUUGAGAAGCUAAGAAUGAUUGCUAAGGAAAUCCGUCAAGUUGUUCGAAUGACUUCUGCUAACAUGGACCCAGCUAUGAUGUUCCGACAGAGGAAGAAGAGGUGGCGGAGUCUGGGGUCACUCAGUCAAGGCAGCACAAAUUCAAACAUGCUAGAUGUUCAGGGAGGUGCUCACAAAAAAAGGGCACGCCGCAGCUCACUGCUUAAUGCCAAGAAGCUAUAUGAGGAUGCCCAAAUGGCAAGGAAAGUGAAGCAGUAUCUCUCUAGUCUGGAUGUAGAGACAGAUGAGGAGAAGUUCCAGAUGAUGUCACUGCAGUGGGAGCCUGCAUAUGGUACCUUGACCAAGAAUUUAAGUGAGAAAAGAUCUGCCAAGUCAUCUGAAAUGUCACCAGUACCUCUGAGGUCAGCUAGCCAAACAGCUAAAGUCCACUUGCAUCAGCCCCACAGAGUAAGCCAGGUACUUCAGGUACCAGCUGUUAAUUUGCACCCCAUCAGGAAGAAGGGACAAACAAGAGACCCUACAUUGAGUUCAAGUUUACCUCAGAAAGUUUUAGGACCAACUGAAGAAAUAAGUGGUAAGAAACAUACAGAAGACACUCUGUCUGUGGUAUCAUCUUUACAUUCUAGUCCUCCUGCAUCUCCCCAAGGUUCCCCACGCAAAGGUUAUGCACUUAUACCAUCAGUUAAAUCGGACAACUUGUCUGACUCCAGUCAUAGUGAGAUCUCUUCACGUUCCAGCAUCGUGAGCAAUUGUUCUGUUGACUCUAUGUCUGCAACUCUACAGGAUGAACGGUGUUCUCAGACUAUGUCAGUCCCUGAGUCCAUUGGGACAUUGGAAAAGACAGAGCACUCCUCAGGGAUAGGAGACCAUACUCAGCUUGGUCCUGGGUGGACACUUUCAAAGCCAUCUCUAAUCAAGGGUUUAGCUGUCUCCACUUCUAUGAGCAGUGAAGAGAUUUCUCAUGAGCAUAUUGUUAUUGAAGCAGCUGAUAGUGGUCGUGGAAGUUGGACUUCCUGUUCAAGCAGCUCCCAUGACAACUUUCAGAGCCUUCCAAACCCAAAAAGCUGGGACUUUCUGAACUCCUACAGGCAUACUCAUUUGGAUGAUCCCAUUGCGGAAGUGGAACCCACUGACUGUGAGCCCUACUCCUGUCCUAAAGGCUGCUCUAGGACUUGUGGCCAGUGUAAGGGAAACCUAGAGACUAAUCAGUUGAGACAGAGUUGGGCCUCCUCCAGUUCUCUGUCUGAUAUAUAUGAACCAAACUAUGGGACAGUUAAACGAAGAGUGUUGGAGAGUACCCCCACUGAGUCGUCUGACAGCUUGGACCCCAAGGAUGCCACUGACCCAGUUUAUAAAACUGUCACUUCAAGCACAGAAAAGGGCUUGAUUGUGUACUGUGUCACUUCACCCAAGAAGGAUGAUAGGUAUAGGGAGCCACCUCCUACUCCUCCAGGAUAUAUGGGAAUUUCUUUAGCGGACCUAAAGGAAGGACCCCACCUGCACCUAAAACCUCCUGAUUAUAGUGUGGCAGUGCAGAGGUCAAAGAUGAUGCAUAACAGCCUCUCUAGACUGCCACCAGCUUCUCUCAGUAGCAGCCCUGUGACCUGUGUUCCAUCGAAGAUUGUAACUCAGUCUCAGAGGCAUAAUUUGGAGCCAUCCCAUCCUAAACUAGCAGAUGUGACUGAUGCAGAUAGCGAAGCAGAUGAAAAUGAACAGGUGUCAGCAGUCUAACCAUUGGAUGACCCUUUUGAAGACCACCAAAAGUCUUAGAGAAGUCAACAGAACCCCUGAUGAUUCCGCAGGCCAUUGCCAACCAAUAGCUUGCUGCUACUACUAACCCAGAGGUUUCAUUGUACUCUGAGCAAUGAGAUAGACCUAUGUAAUACUUGCUUUCAUUUAAUUCCUGAAGAUGCAGUUUCCUCAGCUAUCGAUGCUGUGCCUGGAUACCAUUCUGCACUUUGCACACCAUACCUGCCUUGGGACCGACCACAUUACAGAACCAAUCCAAACUGAGUCAUCCCCAUGUAUAUCACUGUAGGUUUUCCUUUUUAACAAGUUAUUUUAAAGGUAGUGGUAUUAUUAUUUCCAAGCUAUAGCUUGGACUAAAAGGACAAAUUCAAAAUGUCUGCCAAUAUCAAAGUUACUCUUGUAUAUUUAAAAAGUAAUUUAUUAUUUAAAGUGUUGUGGUUUUGUUUGUAUGUGGGAGCCCUUGUUAGCUGAUGUUUGUUCGAGGCCAUAAAACUGUCUCUGAUCUGGCUGAACAGAAGUCAUCUUGUAAAGAUGAUGUGCUUGAUCUAUACAGAAAUGUAACUUGAUCUGAGCACCAAUGCAGUGGGGUGGGGGAAUCUCAGUUUGAGUAAGCUAAGAAGCUCUUUGCAGUGGAAGUGUUAGGAACCUUCUAGAUCAUAAUAUGAAAUGAAGCUGCCACAGGGUUUCUUGUAGGACCUUUGGGGAAGGGGAGGGGAGGUAAAAUAAUAGGUAGAACCCUAAUUUCCAAAGAAUGAAUGUCAAAUGACAUAUAUAAAAUUCUUUCUGAAGGGGAAGUCAUGCUGCAUCUAAUUAUAAACUAAAAGUAUAAACCCAAUAGAGAAUGAGUUCCAGAGAAUUCUACUCUAUGGAAACCCUAAACUAAAAAUUCUGACAAUUCAAGUAUGGAGUUCAGUUUUUAAAAGAAGUAUAAUCAUUGGUGUUGUAAUCAAGAAGAUGAAUUUGAUCUUAUGCAUUGUCCUGCAACAUACUACCCCCACAUAUCUCAGCACAGGGUUGCAUCCAUCUUGAUAAAAACAUGCAGCUCUGAGCCCUCUCAGUAAAGCUCAGUAGCCCAUCAAGGUAGAUAACAGGUUGAAAACUCUGUGGGAGAAAGAGUUGAAUGAUUGUCUCCGAGUUCUCAUUUUAGCCCUUGAUGGAACAUACCUUUCUGUCCUCUUGGGCAUAGCAUUCUUAAUUUAAGUAUUUAAUUAAAAUUUCAGUGACUGUUUACUAGAUGAAGUUAGUAAAAUUAACGUUUUCUAUAUAUAUCGAGUUUAAAUUUUUUUCAUUUGUUUUUUAAUGUAAAGGCAAGUGAGAUUUUCACAAAUUUCUGUGAUAACAAAAAAAAAAAAAAAAGGAGGAAAAAAAAUAGAACAAAACAAGCCAAAGCCAUUAAGGUGCACUAUCCAGAUCAACUUGGAGCCUAAAUGGGUUUACUUCAGAAUGAUUCUCCAUAUGUGACCAUACAGGAUUUAGUUUGUGACUUCUUUUUUAGGAAUCUGUAUUUUUUCCCCCUGGCUUUCUCCUCUCUCUUCCUGUCCCCUUUCUUUUAAAAUCAUAAAUGAAUUCCAGGUCAUAAAUGGUAGUAAUUCAUAUUUUUCCCAUCAAAAUGAUUAUCUCUCUGGAGAAAAAAACAUUAAUCUGAAACUUGAGUCUUAGAGAUUAACCCCAGUAUUUUAAAAUAAAGCUAGGUGACUCCAUAGUUUUCUUGGUCCUUUGAAGAGAAAAGUGAAUCAAAAAGACUGAUUUGAAAGUCAUACUCUAGUGAUUUGGUCUAUAAAUAGUGGUUCUCUGAUUAUAAGUUUUUUAUUUUCUGAUUUGCAUAAUGUUUUUGUGUCCUCAGCAAAAAAAAAAAAAAAAAAAAAUUUCUAUAACCACCUUUUUAU